GUGACAACAACGCAGACGGGCAGCCGCCUGUUGUUGCUGUUGUCUGCCGGUUUUACAGUUUUAUUGACUUCGUGUUAAACUUUAGUUUAAUAAAAUGUCUUCUGUGCAGCAGCUCGUGACGUCAUUCAUGGCGGAGUUCAUGUUGUCGGCGGAGACCUUAAUCUGUGACACACUGAAACCUGAAGACAAGACGGAGGUUCCGCUCGUUAACUUUGUUCUUUUAUGUCAUAAUGAUGAGACAGUGAGCUGUAAUCAAUAAUCAAUAAUGGCCGUGAUGAAGAGACUGUGUGCGUCUCUGCUGCAGGAGCUCAGGAGGCUGCUGGACGACGUCGUCUCAUCGAGGUCACAGGACGCUGCAGUCGAGCCGCAGCAGGACUCCGCCCCCUCUGCGGCGCAGGUGGAGGGAAUCAUCCAAUCAGAUGUUCCUCCAGGUGUAUCCAGCCAAUCAGCGGGCAGCGGACGGACCUUCAGCUGCAGCGUCUGCAGCCGCAGCUUCUCCAGACAGACCAACCUGAGCGCUCACCUGCGGGUGCACGGCAGGCUCCGCCCCUUCACCUGUCAGCUGUGCGGUAAAGGAUUCUCAGCUCAGAGCAGCGUCCGAGUCCACCGGCUCACCGUGCACAGCCAGCAGCGCCCCUACAGCUGUUCUUACUGCGGGAAGGUGUUCGGCACGCGGAGCCACCUGCGCACGCACCAGACGUCCAACCGGCAGCGCCGGCCGCCGCUCACCUGCUCGGCGUGCGGGGAGACGCUGGCGGCGGCGUGCUGCCUCCGAGGACACCGACUGACGUGUCGGAAAGCGCACGACAAGUUCAGGUGUGCGGAGUGCGGGAAGGAGUUCUCCAAACACAGCUACCUGUCCGCACACCUGAGAGUUCACCUGACUGACAAACCCUUCAAAUGUCCCACGUGUCAGAAAGGAUUCACCACGCGCCGCAGCGUGCACGUCCACCAGCGGAGCGUCCACAGAGGCCUGAAGCCGUUCAGCUGCAGCGUCUGCAGGAAGACGUUCAGCCAGCAGAGCGGCCUCCGGGUUCACCUGAGGACGCACACAGGUGAGCGGCCGCACACCUGCGAGCAGUGCGGCAACAGCUUCUCCAGCAGGAGCAGCCUGUCGGUGCACCGCCGCGUCCACACCGGAGAGAAGGCCUUCAGCUGCGACACCUGCGGGAAGAGCUUCAGCGUGUCGGCCAACCUGCGCCGUCACCGGCUCGUCCACUCCGGCCGCCGCGCGUUCAGCUGCGACGUGUGCGACCGCAGCUUCACUCAGGCGGGACACCUGAAGGUGCACCGCGCCGUGCACAGCGGGGAGUGGGCGUUCAUCUGCAACGCCUGCGGGAAGGGCUUCAGACAGCGCAGCGCGCUGCUGGUGCACGAGCGCAGCCACGCCGGCAUCAAACCGUACAGCUGCGGCGAAUGCGGCAAAAACUUCUCCUCGUCCACGUCACUGAAACGCCACCAGCUGGCGCACAGCGGGCAGAAAGCUCACACCUGUGAGGAGUGCGGGAAGAGUUUCACCACCGCUCAGGUCCUGAAGACGCAUCUGCAGCUGCACGGAGGCAAGAAAACGUUCUCGUGCGACGUGUGCGGCCGCAGCUACAGCUCACUGAACUACCUGAAGACGCACAGACGCAGCCACUCGGAGGGGAAUCCCUUCAGCUGCGCUCAGUGUCAGAAAACUUUCUCCACGCAGGCGAGUCUCAACCUGCACCAGCGCACGCACACGGGAGAGAAACCGUACGUCUGCGAGGUCUGCGGGAAGAGCUUCAGCGUGGCGCAGAACCUCGUCAGACACAAACGCGUCCACAGCGGCGAGAAGCCGUUCGAGUGCGGCGUCUGCGGGAAGAGCUUCAGUCAGGCCAACAACCUGAAGACUCACCAGCUGGUUCACACGGGACAGAAACCGUUCAGCUGCUCCGCCUGCAGCCGCAGCUUCACCUCCAUGAGGAGCCUGCGAGAGCACAAGUGUGUCUGAAAAACAUCAGCAGCAGGACGACGAGCGACAGAUCAGCUGUUAGUUUAGCGGGAACUGAAGGAUGAAGAAGCUUGAACUCUGCAGACAGAAGAGCUGAUUGUAUCACAGACAGACAGGAAGUACCGACGCUCCGCUCUUCAACUAGAAACAAUUCAAUGAAACGUAACAGAAAUGUUUACACACACAGUUUAACGACGUCUACAACACUGACCUCUGACCUCUGACCUCUGGAUGGUUCCUGUUUCACUUAUUUGUCUGUUUUUUUUACAAUCUAAAUCUAAUUUUAGUAAAAGUUAGUAGAGAAUUUAUUUCAUACGAUCAGUUUGAGUCACUAAAGCUGCUUUGAUCAUAUUAAAUCAAUUCUCACUUUAUUUCCUGACGAUGUUCACAGACUCUUUCUCUGUUUGUUUUCUCUGGAGGAAUAAUAAUAAUAAUAAUAAUAAUAAUAAUAAUAAAUCAGAUCCUGAUGAAUAGAAACAUGUUGAUGAAUUAUUAUUCAUUUGAUCCUCGUUAAUAGUUUUAAUAAAGAAACAUGAAGUUAAUAAAAUCAG
This is a messenger RNA of Thunnus maccoyii (southern bluefin tuna), 2526 nucleotides long. RefSeq names its product oocyte zinc finger protein XlCOF6-like. The record is from RefSeq and is a predicted model, not a curated record. The coding region runs from base 266 to 1975 and encodes 569 amino acids. The transcript has 3 exons. Lineage: Eukaryota; Metazoa; Chordata; Actinopteri; Scombriformes; Scombridae. Gene Ontology annotation, cellular component: nucleus.